GCGGAGCCAUCCUGGUGCAUUGUGGGACAGAGACGUGCUGGCUAGGAGGAGGCUGGAGACUGAUGGCCCUGGAGACCGAACGCUGCUGACAGGGGCCGUGCAUGAGCGGAGGGAGAGCAAGAGCCCAGGUCCCAGGCUGUUGCGGGGUCUCUCCUGGUGGAGAAAAUGGCAGCUGAGCUGGAGCCCGUGGCAGCUGUGGACCUUCCCUGGGCAGCGCUGGUGCAGACCGAGGUGAAGAUGGAGAAGCAGGAUGCAGGAGGACUCAAGGCAGGAGCGGAGGGAGUAGGAAGAGUCUCUCGUGUCAUCCAGGCUGGGGCUGGUGGGGCAUCCCUGAGACGGUCAGCCCCGCAGCAUGUAACGCAGCAGCUGAAAGAUGAGCCGGUCCAACAGCAUGAGAUCCAGGGGCAGGAGGUGAAGCAGGCCAUGCAGACCUCUUUUGAGGCUAAGCUGCCCUUGGUGACUCCACAGCCGGCACUGGGGGAUGACCUCCCCAACCUAGAGACGUGGCGUCAACGUUUCCGCGGCCUCCGCUACCAGGCGGCUGCGGGGCCGCGGGAGGUGUGCAGCCGCCUGCGGGAGCUGUGCCGGGGCUGGCUGGAGCCCCAGCGCCGCAGCAAGGAGCAGAUGCUGGAGCUGGUGGUGCUGGAGCAGUUCCUGGCCGUCCUGCCCCGGGAGAUGCAGAGCUGGGAGUGGGAACGUGGCGUGCAGACCUGUGCCGAGGCCGUGACUCUGGCCGAGGGGUUUCAGCUGGGGCAGGCGGAGGACAAGGAGAUCCAGGGCACGGUGAAUGUGAAGGUCGAGGCGGUGUCUUCAGUCAAGACGCAGCCCACUGGGGCACUGCAGCAACCUGUUGAUGGCUGUCUGGAGCAGCCAAAGGCCCAUCCUGCGGACAUGCUUCUGGAGGAGGCAGGACAGAGGAAAAUCCCAGGGCCUCAGGACAAGCCUCUCUGUAUCCCAAAAGAAGAGCCCCUGCCCGAUGAGGAGUUGGAUUUCCCCAAAACCAAGGAGACCUGGGAGUUGUCAGGAAAUGAAAGCUCCUCAAGCCGAUGCCCCAGACGAGGCCUUUCCCCAGAAGCAGCAGGUGCAGGGACCCUGACCAGAGCUGACCAGCUGCCUCCUGAGGAAGGGCCUGUAAAGCUGGAGCUGCAGAGGACUUCCCCGGGGAGACUGGGAAAGGGCGGCUCUCUAACGUUUGAGCUGGACCAAGUGUGGCCGCGGCAGGGCAGGCCUUCCAAGCAGAGGGGGAGCAUGGAGCUCCGGGAUGCCUUUGAGGACGUGGCCGUGUACUUCACCCGGGAGGAGUGGGUGCUGCUGGACGAUGGAGACAAGGGUCUUUACCGGGACCAGAUGCUGAGGAAUUACCAAGCCCUUGUUUCCCUGGGUUACCGAGGUCCCACCCCUGACUUAAUCUGCCGCAUCCAGCAAGGAGAGGUGGAGCUCUGGGUCGGUGAUGAUGAGGACUGCGGGGAAAGCUCAAGGUUGGAGGACCUGCCUCCAGGAGGUGUCUGGCUGCUGAACAAAGCUGAGCAGCAGCCUCCUCCGGGACGGCCUGCAAACCUGGGGCCACCACAGACUCCCAUAGGGAGUUCGUAUGAGACGGACUCCCUGAGACCUGAGAAGGACCGAUGGCACAAGAGUCAGGGGAGACCGCAAAAGCAGAAGGGGAAUGAGUCGGUGAACCGGGUACCAUCUUCAGCUAGGCAGAAAGGCGGAGAAGGGACUCAACACAGAAAGAGGCCUGGGUGCAGGGAAAAAACUAUGGAGCUGAGAGACCUGAAGAGUCACAAGGCAAAGCUUCACUGGGGAGAGGCACUGCCUCCAAAUGAAACCAGUGUGAAGGGCCUCAGAGGGAAACAGGAGCUCACUGCAAAGUGCAGGGAGAGGACCCAUCCCUGCCCUGACUGCAGGAAAACUUUUAAUUGCCCAUCACUCCUGGCUUUGCACAAGAAAAAGCAUGCUAGGGAGAAGCCCCAUGUAUAUGCCAGGUGUGGGAAGAGCUUCCCUUGUCUCUCAACCCUGGCUGCUCAUUGCAAGGUCCAUUCUGGAGAGCUCCCCCACUGCUUCACCAAAUGCGGGAACAGCUUUGUGUGCAGCUCAAACCUGGGCAAGCACCGACACGUGCACAGGGAGAAGCAUCCGUAUUGCUGUGUUACGUGUAGUAAGACCUUCACCCAGUUCUUCUCCCUGGCUCAGCACCGGCACAUCCACUUGGGAAGGAAGACACACCGCUGCACCAAGUGCAGGAAGAACUUCAUCUGCUGGAAAGACCUGUCCCAGCACCGGUGCUGGCAGAAGGGGGAGCAGCCACACCACUGCAACACGUGCGGGAAGAGCUUCAGGCAUCCUUCCACCCUGGCCAGGCACAGGCGCAUGCACACGAGGGAAAAGAUGCAUCAGUACUCUGAAUAUCGUAAGAGCUUCACCAGGUCUUCCGUCCUGGCCAAGGACCAGCUCAGGCACACAGGGAAGAAGCCAUGUCUGUGCUCUGAUUGUGGGAAAACCUUUACCUGCCCUUCCCGUCUGGUCCGGCACCAGCGCAUCCACACAGGGGAGAAGCCUCACCAGUGCUCUGCAUGUGGGAAGAGCUUCACCCAGUCCUGCCACCUGGCCCGACACCAACUCAUCCACACAAGGGAGAAGCCACAUCAGUGCUCUGUGUGCGGGAAGAGCUUCACUGAAUCCUCCAGCUUGACCCAGCACCAUCGCAUCCACAGUGGGGAGAGGCCACAUAAGUGCUCUGUAUGUGGGAAGAGCUUCACUCAGUCCUCCAACUUGGCCCGGCACCAGCGCAUCCAUACAGGAGAGAAGCCACAUCACUGCUUCAAGUGUGGGAAAAGUUUCACUUCUUCCUCCCACCUGGCCCGGCACCAGCUCAUCCACACCGGGGAGAAGCCGUAUCAGUGCUCGGUGUGUAGGAAGAGCUUCACCCAGUCCUCCAGCCUGGCCCAACACCAGCGCAUCCACACAGGGGAGAAGCCACAUCAGUGCUCUAAGUGUGGGAAGAAAUUCACCCUCUUAUCCAGCCUGGCUCGGCACCAGCAUAUCCACACUGGGGAGAAACCACAUCAGUGCCCCGAGUGUGGAAAGAGCUUCAGCCGCUCCUUCCUCUUGCUCGAGCACCAGCGCAUCCACACUGGGGAGAGGCCACACCAGUGCCCCGAGUGUGGGAAGUGCUUCAUCUGUUCCUCCCACCUGGCCCGGCAUCAGCGUAUUCACACAAGGGAGAGGAAAUAUCAGUGCCUUAAGUGUGGAAAGAGCUUCACCCAGUCUGCCCACCUGGCCCGGCACCAGCGCAUCCACAGCUAGGAACAUCUGUAAUUCUGCCAGCAAUGCAAGAAGAGCUUGGGAAUGUCUACCUACUCAUCACACACAAGUUUCUGCAUUCAGGCAAGCAUCGUUAUCCUGGGGGGACUGCAGAAAGAGUUCACUCAGCCUUUGGAGCUGGUAGGAUAAUGAAGAACGCAAAGGGCCCGGAGGGCAUUGUGGGAGGGUGAAUGUGUCUCUCCGGCCUCACUCAGAGCUUGCCUGCCAUGACUUGAGAUGGGAGAGUUAUUCCCCGAGUGAGGUCAGAUACCAUUGACCACCCAGGUAGGAGUUUAACACGGUGUUACAUUGAUUGAGUGCUAGUUACCAAGUCUUACUUGGCCGUGCUUAUUGCUCGUUAGCAGGGAAGCAGUUUCUUCACUGCCCUGCCGAGCGGCACUUUUUCCCUUUAACCGGGCUGCGGUUCUGCCACCGCCUUGCCGAGCCUCUCGGGGCUUCCUCCCCCUAAUUCCCUUUUCCAACGUUUGACCUCCAGGCUCCCCGGCCUUUCUUUGGCUGCCCUCGUCACCUGCAACCCCUCAGGUAAGUACCCUGUUGUUCACCGGUCAGCCGUUGGCCUACAGUCCUUUGGGCGUAUGUGUGCCUGUUCUGCUUGUCAUCCACCAUGUAUUCCUCUCUUCCUUCAAGUGUCCCGAGGGCAAGGCUCAGUCCCUUGCUACCUGCUUUUUAAGCAUGGCAGCCACUUCCAUUUCCCUUAUCUCCACCCGGUGUGCCGAUCCUCAUCAGCUGGGCUUGGUCGGCUGCCUACCUUGUCCUUUUCAUGACCCUGUCCCCUUUGGCUACCCACGUCCCAUGACUUUUCCCCAAAUAAGGGAGGGUUUUUAUCUUACCACCCAUCCUCCAAGGCUUGUUUUGUGGGGAGGGGUUAAGAAGAAACACCUCAGGCAGAGGCCAGCCCAGAUGCUGAGAGGCUCCAAUCUUUGCAUCAUCCUUGGAGCCUGCGCAUUCCUCGUCAUACUCUAAAAGCAGUCUGAACUCCCAGGGGGAGAAGAAAUUCCUCCACAAAAGGGUGCCCUCCCUUAGACAACUGUCUCCAAAUCACACCUGGGGACUGUCCUUGGUUGCCUCUGUCACAGAAAGUCAUCCCAGUGUGUCCCCAAACUCUGCUAUCAGGCUUAUUACCUAUCUGACAAUUUGGUUAUCAUGGUUGCUGCAGAGGGCAGGCACCCCUGCCCCUAUCUGCUUCAGGUAGCCCUGAGUUGUAACCUGAGCUGGAUACGUUCCAGAGGGAGGGGGGAACUGCUCCCGUUGCCUACAUGACUGGCCUCACACACCUGCGUGGGGGCUUAAAAUCCCUGUUGUUCUACACAAUGACAUCAGGACUGGCAGCGGGGAUAGAGACCCUGCCAGUCUACCUGGCAACCAGUGAUGCAUUUCAAAUUGGUUGCCUGGUAGUCAACAACUGCUGGCCUUCAUUGGAUCAGGUAAAUGAUGUCAUAAGAUCUAUAUAAGUUAAAGACUGCCCAGGAGGAGGGGCGGCAGCCAUGAUGAAGACACUGAGAGCAGAUGAACCUGGGCACCUUGCUCUGUCUCUCAAAACACAUGGACACACUAUGAACUGCCCGCCUCCAGAGGAAAGCUCUGUCAGCCUCUGGAUGAUACGCGUGAGCAAGUUACUUGAAAGCUAACUAGAUAUAUAGCCUGCAGUAACAGAUGUGUGAUCAAAGGCUACCGUGCCACUGUUUGCUCUAAGGGUUAUUCUUUGAUAUUGCUCUACCCUGUACCCUCUUCCAAACCUACUCCUUGUAAUCAAUAAAGUUCUCCUCUGCA
Molecule: messenger RNA, 5094 nt
Organism: Alligator mississippiensis (American alligator)
Lineage: Eukaryota; Metazoa; Chordata; Crocodylia; Alligatoridae
Product: zinc finger protein 420
Exons: 8
Coding region: 166-3306 (1046 amino acids)
Biological process (GO): regulation of DNA-templated transcription
Source: RefSeq, a predicted model, not a curated record